AUCCAACCAUCAUUCUUAUCCAGAGUAUCGUUCUACCUGCACAACUCACAACAAAUUCUAUCCGCCAUGAAUAUUCCCCUCGCCACCCCCGAAGUCCCACCUCAAUUCCUCAAACCCGCCUUCCUCAUCGGCCACAUCCCUCAGCGGACUUUAACCGCCGAACCCCGCGUCUCCUACGCUCUCUACAUCCCUCCUCUCCACUACAACCCCGACCCCAACCGUGCUUCCUCCGACUCCGCCGAACAAUUAUCACCAUAUAACAAACCCAAACUCCCCCUGCUAGUCAAUAUCCACGGCACCAGCCGCAACCUCUCCUCGAUCCGCACCGACCUGGCUCCCUUUGCCGACUCCACUCCCUGCGCCAUCCUCGCCCCACUCUUCCCCGCCAACAUCGACGGUCCCAAUGAUCUCGACUCCUACAAGGUGCUCCGGUCUGCGACACUACGCUCUGACCUUGCCCUGUUAGCCAUUCUCGAUGAAGUGGCCACCAUCUGGCCCGGUAUUGACACAGAGAAGAUCUUCCUGGCGGGUUUCUCGGGAGGAGGUCAAUUCGCACAUCGGUUUCUCUACAUACAUCCGGAGCGAUUAGCGGCCGUGAGUGUCGGUGCGCCUGGAAGGGUGACUAUGUUGGAUCAGGGACUGGCCUGGCCGAGUGGAAUUGCCGAUGUGGAGGGGAUCUUUGGGAGGGGGUUGAACAAAGAUUUGAUCAGACAGGUGCAGAUCCAGCUGGUCAUUGGGAGUGAGGAUACCAAGGUCCACGGCGGAAAGGAGUUCUGGGAUUGGGCGAAGAAAACGCUGGCUAAGCGAAUGGCUGCGGAAACGGUUGCCAACAAGGCGAGUGGGACGAGUGGGAUGGGGAAACGGGAGGUGGUCUUGAUGGAUCAAGGACGAUCUGAGACAUUACAGGAGUUGCAGAGUAGGUGGAAGGAGGAUGAGAUUGAGGCGACAUUGGAUGUGGUGGAUGGAGUGGCGCAUAAUUCUGCCGGAGUGCAGGAGUGUGUCCUUGGCUAUUUGAAGCCGUUGAUGCAGAGACAGUAAUGUCAGCAAUAUGGUAGUACAGAUCCAUUCAUACCCCACUCGAACCCUGCUCCAACAAUUUCGCAACACACGCGUCUAUAAAUGUAGCUUAUUCGCUCGCGUUCCUUGAGUGUUGAUGAUGUUGACUGUUUCAUAGCUAUCAGCAUGCUCUGGGAGAUGUCGGAGGUAUUAGACUGGCAUAGGACAGGGAAGCAGGCUCCGCAACUGAGCGCAAUGCACAGUACUAGCAGGCAUUAGCCAAAAGAUGCGGUUAGUUGUAAUUGAGAGACGUAUAGCCAUAGAUAGCCAUCCUAGC
Molecule: messenger RNA, 1333 nt
Organism: Aspergillus sclerotioniger CBS 115572
Lineage: Eukaryota; Fungi; Ascomycota; Eurotiomycetes; Eurotiales; Aspergillaceae
Product: poly hydrolase
Exons: 1
Coding region: 67-1038 (323 amino acids)
Source: RefSeq, a predicted model, not a curated record